AUGUCGUCCUUACGUCAUGUCUCGGCCCUGUUUGCGAACGAGAUCCUUGUCACUGCUUCAUCUUCGACGACACAGCGAGGCGCCGUCUAUGUUCUGGACCCCGCUGCGUCCACACAGACGCCCCUCUUGCAUUGGAAAGGCACGUCGCAAGCAGCACCGCAUUGCGUCUCGUGCGUUGCCUCAGCGACGCAUGCCGUUCAUGGCGCAGGCACAAGUGGCCUAGUUGCUGUGAUGGAAUCCGAUAAGGCCGUCCUGCAUCUGUAUAGCUGGCAGCGUGAUCAGGCCCUGGCUCGGCUGGUGCUGCCGCAAAAAAUGAGCUGCUUGGCCCUCUCACCGCAAGCAACAUACCUCGCAGCUGGUGGCCAUGAUGGACGUCUGUAUGUAUGGGAGGUGGCAACAGGUGCUUUGCUGUGCUCUAUGGAAGCCCAUUACCGUGCCAUUUCGGUCCUUCGCUGGACGGAAGAUACAGGAGCGCUGAUCACUGCAAGUCAGGAUGCACGCAUAUGCGUAUGGAGUCUGCCUACAUUGAUGCAGUACACUGACCUAGCUGGUCGCGCGGCUCCUUCGCCUUACGUGACGUUCUCCGAUCACUCCUUGGGCAUUACCGAUAUGCACGUUACCUCCGGCGCCUUCCCCGGCGCCGCUCGGUUAUGGAGUGCAAGCGAUGAUGGCACAGUCAAAUUAUGGGACUUGGCAGCACGGCGUCUAAUGACAACACUACAAUGGGACGAACCGAUUUGGCACCUGGCUGUCGACCCCUUGGAACGUUUCAUUGUCGUGGCGGCCAAGUCGAGUGUCCAGCGUGUGGAUAUGUACGAUACGACGACGGGACAUGCCCUAGGCGGCCGUGGCUCUACGGGUGUGGUAGAGCGGAUGUCGGAUACACAUCGUGUGUCUCUGUCUGAGCCUGUGUCGGCGAUUGCCCUAUCCCACAUGGCUUCCCAUGUCGCGGUUGGCACCGCGCAUGGCGUCGUGCAUAUCAUUGACGUGCUUACAUUGCAAACGGUACGUACGCUGCCAGUCGCUGGCACCACAGCGAGUGCCACGCCGACGACACCUGUCACGUCGAUUUGCUCACUGGUCCGGCCCGUGGACUUGAUGAGCACGCUGACGUUGCGUGGCGCCGCUACAAAACGCACAUCGGCCCGCGGCGAUACAGAGGCGUCGGCCAGUACGUACAUUGAGUCUUUGCCACUGCCGACGAUUGCCCCACAAUUCGCACGCACAGUCGCGCCAGUGAUGGAGACUAUGCAUGUGAUGCUACGUCCUGUCCCUCACGUCGCCACAGCGCAUGAUGCACCGUCGUCCGACGUUCUUUAUGCAUCCCCCCAGAACGAAGGCCCUGCCUUGUCUACAUCAACACCCAGGUCCAUCGAUACGUCUGUCUACGAAGCGGAGAUUCAGGCUUUGCAGGCGCAAGUGCAACGGGCCAAGACCCUCAACGAUCAGCUGUGGCAGCACUUGGUCCAAACACAGGCAGGUGCGUCUGUAUAG
Malassezia pachydermatis is the source of this 1494-nucleotide messenger RNA. Its product is annotated as wd40 repeat-like protein. Gene Ontology annotation, cellular component: nuclear pre-replicative complex. Gene Ontology annotation, molecular function: protein binding. Gene Ontology annotation, biological process: DNA-templated DNA replication; rRNA processing. The coding region runs from base 1 to 1494 and encodes 497 amino acids. NCBI's taxonomy places the organism in Eukaryota, Fungi, Basidiomycota, Malasseziomycetes, Malasseziales, Malasseziaceae. The record is from RefSeq and is a predicted model, not a curated record. The transcript has a single exon.